GAAUUGUUUUCUUUGGUCGCUGACUUCACCUCACAAAUGGACCGUUCGGUCGCUAAUCCUUCUGUGUGGGACACACAAAAAGUGUAUAAGCACCACGAGCAACAAAAUGUUGCCCAAACACGUCCUAAAUACAGGGAGGGAAGACGCCUCAAAGCUGUCAAGGUGUAUACCAUCAACUUGGAGUCUCGGUUCCUGAUAGUUCAAGGAGUGCCCGCUAUUGGAGUGAUGACAGAGCUGGUGCAGCUCUUUGCUCUCUACGGAGUGAUCGAGGAGUACAGGGCGCUGGAUGAAUACCCGGCUGAGCAGUUCACUGAAGUCUACUUAAUUCAAUUCCAGAAGCUGACGAGUGCAAGGGUAGCUAAACGGCACACUGAUGAAAGGAGCUUCUUUGGGGGUCAGUUACAUGUCUGCUAUGCCCCCGAGUAUGAAACUGUGGAAGAUACAAGGCAAAAGUUACAGGACAGGAGAAGAUUUGUUAACAGAGCAAGCCAAAAUACAGCAAAACAUCACAAUCAGAAACCAGAAGAAAGCAGAGAGUCAUCAAGCAGAGACACACGAGCAGCUGCAGCUCCUGAGGUCCAGAAAGACUCUGAAAAGGCCAGAAUGAAGAAUGUAAACUCUGACGACAUGGGCUUUCCUGUGCUUCCUUCACUCCCAGUGGAGGAUGUUUCUUAUAGAAUUCAUGGUUUUGCACAGCCAUUACAGUUGCAGUGGACCACCAAUACAACAUUACCCACAGAGGAUAAGAUGGGCUCUCUACAUAAUUCCAUCCCUCCUGUCCCAGAAACAUCAAAGCAGAGUGCAUCCUGCUCAUCUUCAAGUGUUAAAGAGAGAGAUUUGAGUCAUGUGCAGAAGAACCUUUCACCUUCUGUUAGAUUUAUGCCGAGGACUACACAUUUAGAGAGUAGAAAAAGAAAGUUGGAGGGACAAACAUUCUUUUUGAAUGAAGCAUCCGAAACUGAGACUCUGAUUGGUCCAAAAUUACCAGAGCUGCCCAAAGUGGAUAUGGAGGAUCAGUCGCUUAAUGUAACCGCCAGUUUGAUCCGUCAAACUAUGAGUAAGGUUGCAUCUGUUCCAGAUGUCAAACCUGUACAAGUAAAGACCCUUACUGCAAAGCCACGCAGAAGAAUUUAAUAAGACAAUCAUGGUCUCACAUUGAACAAUAUUUUAGAUAUUUAUUUCAGUUUCACCCAAAAAAAUUUGUUUAACUUUUUUUUUUCAUAAAAAAAAUUAAGUGAUUCUUUUCAAUGUCCAUGUAGUUCCUGGAAUGCAUGUUGCUCAAAUGCCAGUAUGCUCUGCCAAACAAUGAAAGAACAAUUUGAGAGUUUGUCAUUUAAAAUUACAAUAAAUUUUUAUAUAGUU
Molecule: messenger RNA, 1362 nt
Organism: Cyprinus carpio (common carp)
Lineage: Eukaryota; Metazoa; Chordata; Actinopteri; Cypriniformes; Cyprinidae
Product: RNA-binding protein 48-like
Cellular component (GO): nucleoplasm
Molecular function (GO): nucleic acid binding
Source: RefSeq, a predicted model, not a curated record